AUGGCGACUCUGCCGCCCAACUCUCUGCUUGCCCGAUCCCGGCAACCGCGCGCCGUCCCGUCAGCAAAGGCUUCGGGCGCUUCUGUGACCACCUCUGUAGCUCAGCCGCCCAUUGCUACCUCCAAUGUCAAUCUGUUUCUCACCAAUCUUCGUCUGCUCGACUUUUCUUCCUACCCUGAUUGGCCCGACUUCGACGCCCAAACUUUCACAGUGCAGAAGAAGCGCAUCCAGUGCGUAGAAUGGACGCUUUACCAGCUCUUCGUGCUCUGGGACCCGGAAGAGGCGCGAAAUAAGCUUCAGCCCUUCUUCCCUCCUCGAGACCAUGUCCAAUCCUUGAAUCUGCGUGCGGCCCUCUUACGAAGCCUCGAGCAGGCCAAAAAGACCGGAGUUCUUGGCCGCGAUGCCGUCGUACGCAAGACAAUGUUGGAUGAGUGCAGGGGUGAACGGCUAGAAGAAGUCCUUGCUGUUUUUUCCUCGGCUGUUCUCAAAAAGAUGGUUGCUGAAGUUGCCGAAGCUGAGGGAGAAUUCCCUGCUGUUGCUCAACAACUGGCACUGGAAAACCGUGGAUACAGCGCUGAACGCGCUGAGCUGGUGACACUGGCUCUUGCUCAUAAGGUAUCCAUUAGACAUGCGAUGCGAAGAAAGGAUGAAGCGAGGCAACAAUACCGUGGCCUCGCCGAACUGCUGCAUCUCAAGGAGCAGAACAUUGCGCAUCGGAAAGAGCAGAUCAAGGUUGCACGAGAGCAGUCGAAACAUAAAGACAUUUCGGACGAUGUGAAGCUGGAUACCUGGAGAACGGUCCGCAACAACUGGGCUGGAAACGAACAGUGGAUGGAGACCUUGCUUUACGGCGAUGCAAAUGCGCGAAAAGAUGGCGUAUUGAGUGCACCUUUCGAUCGAGUUUGGAGGCGUCUGCACAACCACCCGCAUUGCAUCGUCAUGUCGUACAACCCGUACGGAGCAGGAAACCCUUAUGGGCCUCCCCCGAGCUAUGGCGGCUUCCCGGGAUCCAACGCCGCGCCCGGCAUGGCUCCUCCACCUGGUCUAGGUUUGGGAUACCAAGCUGCGCCAUCGAGUUCCUACGCUGACCGAUAUUCAGGCCCUCCGCCAGGCAUGUCUUCCGCUCCAGGAAUGGCACCACCUCCCGGUGUCCAGCAAUCCAACAACGCACAAGCUAACCGACAAAGCGGCCUGCCGCCUAACUUCCAAGCUCCCGCGAACCUCCCCAACAUCAACUUCAGCGCACCCGUUAUCCGUCUGGGAACCAUAGGCGCUAAGCCAGGUGCCCCUGAAUCGGGAAGGAAGGACAGCAAUACCCCAAGCGGUGGAAGACAAGGACUUGGUAUGGACCGUGGCUUUGACCAAUCAAGAGCCGCUGCUCGGGAGCACAUGCAAUCGCUCGUCCCUCCGACCAGCGAAGAGAAGUUGCGCACAUUAUUUGUUCACGAGAUUCCAGACGGAGUUGGUGGCGACGAAGGUAUCGAGAGAAUCUUAAAUGCCGUGGGCAAGCUCCGGAGAUGGGAUGCCGCAACAUCAGUUCUGUCUGAUGGAAAAGGCGCCAAAUUUGGCUUUGCUCAAUACGAAGACGCCGACUCCUUUUCUACGGCCGCCGAUCUUUUGCAGGACACCGAAGUUCCUCUCAAACGCCAGAGCCCAGCGGAAGCGCCAUCUGCAGACGACGACAAGUUCGAAGGAGUCGAGAUGGUCAAGCUCCAGGUUACGGUCGACCCUAACUCUCUCAAGUACAUCGAAUCCUACAGAGAGGGUAGAGGUGACGACAGUGGUGCCGAUUCGAGGACUCAGGCUGCGAAAGACGCCCUGCGGCACGUAAUUCGAGACCUCGUUUACCCAAAGACUGCAACAAACAUCGAUGGCGAAGGUGAUGUUGCUAUGGGCAACUCCGGUGAAAACGUCGAGGUUGUCAAUAUUCCUCUUGCUCAAGAUGACGAACUUGCAGACAUUCCCGCGGAGAUGCGGGAGGUUGUGGCCGCAGAGAUCGCCGCGUUCCGAGAGCGUAGCAACAAGCGGGACAUGGAGCGUCUGAAGCGCGAAGAAGAGAUGGAAGAGAUGGAACGAAACCGCAGUGGCCCUUCCCGUCCAUCAAGACUGGACUCACCACCUCCAUCCAACUCGAAUAACAUUCCUGUCGGGCCCCGUGGUGUCCCCAAUGCUCCUUCUGGCCCCAGGGGUCAGAAUGGCACCCGGACAACUUCUUUCGUCAACGGUGGCAUCUCCAACACCGAGUUCUCAAUUAACCGCGAGGACGAGGACACGGACGCUGAUGACGAAGAGCUGUAUCAGCGAGAACUGUCUAAGCAAAAAUCCGAAGACGAAAAGAUGUAUCUCGAAGCCGAGCGCAAGUGGGUCAACAGAGAGCGGUCUAGAGCUGCAGCUCUGGAGCGUGAAAAGGAGCGCGAGCUCCAAGAAGAGGAGAGCUUGGAGAGGCGGGUGCAGGAGCAACUCGAAAGAGAGAAAGCUUGGGAUGACGAGAGAGAAGCGUCUCGGAAGAACCAUCUCUACUACCGUGACCAUGCUGCAUGGGUAAAAAAACGGCAGAUCGAGAGAGCCGACGAACAGGCAAGAGACGAGGCGGAUCGGAAAGCGGAGGAGGACGAGCAACGCAGAGAAGCUGCCGAUAUGGAGAAGGCGCGUGGUAUGGCCGACUCAUUCCUCGAUCAGCAGGCCCAGGAGAUGGAGCAACGCCAGCAAGCUACUGUUUCCGCUCCCGCGCCCUUCAAGUUGUCUCUCGGCGCUGCUGCUCAACGUUCUCAAGCCCAGCGUGCCGCACCGCAGCGGCGCACUGUUGCUGAAGUGGAAGGCCUACUUGACGAUGAAGAGCAAGACAGCACGGCCAAGAGGCAACUGAUUCCCAUCCAGUUCGAACCCACUACUGCGGCGGAUAAGAUGACAGAGGAAGAGAUCAGCAAGGCGGUUCGUGCACUUGCACAGGAGAUCCCUUCGGAGAAGGAGGGAUUGUGGAACUGGGCGGUGCAGUGGGACUACUUGGACGAUGCGAUCAUCCGCGAGAAGCUUCGACCGUUUGUCGAGAAGAAGAUUGUUGAAUAUCUUGGUGUCCAGGAAGAGCUUUUGGUCGAGGUGGUGGAGGAGCACCUACGGAAGCACGCCAAACCUUCAGAUCUGGUCGAAGAGCUUGUCCCAGCUUUGGAUGAUGAGGCGGAGGAUAUGGUCAAGAAGCUGUGGCGUAUGGUCAUCUUCUUCACGGAGAGCGAGAAGCGGGGAUACCCAGCAUAG
Messenger RNA from Colletotrichum gloeosporioides, 3252 nucleotides. Its product is annotated as RNA-binding protein 25. Gene Ontology annotation, biological process: mRNA processing. Gene Ontology annotation, molecular function: mRNA binding. The record is from RefSeq and is a predicted model, not a curated record. NCBI's taxonomy places the organism in Eukaryota, Fungi, Ascomycota, Sordariomycetes, Glomerellales, Glomerellaceae. Gene Ontology annotation, cellular component: spliceosomal complex. The transcript has 5 exons. The coding region runs from base 1 to 3252 and encodes 1083 amino acids.